AUGGGUAGCGAUCCCUCUUAUAUCUCCUCAUUCACCAAAUCACUUGAUCUUCAGUUCUCUCUAAAAGACCUUGGUGAUCUCUCUUUUUUCUUGGGUACUGAAGUUCCUCGUGUGGGAUUUGUAUGCAUCUCUCUCAAGCUAGCUACAUUCGGGACUUACUCUCUCGAAAAAAUGACAGAUUGUAAACCUUCUUCUUCUCCAGCAGAUAGCACAUUUCAAUUGUCCAAACAUGGUGAAACCUUUGAUGAUCCAUCCUUAUAUAGGAGUAUUGUUGGGGCUCUUCAAUAUGCGAUUAUCACACGACCAGAGAUCUCUUUUUCGAAAGAUGUGAAACAAAUUCUUCGUUAUCUCAAAGGCUCCCUUACACAUGGAAUAACCAUCACGCCAUCCACUUCCUCUAUUAUAAAUGUUUAUUGUGAUGCAGGGCGGGUUGCUGAUCCUGAUAAUCGUCGUUCACAUCAUGUAUUUUCUGUAUAUUAUGGUCCUAAUCUAAUCAGUUGCUCCUCGCGAAAGAAAAAGGUAGUAGCUCGGUCUAGCACCGAAGCUGAAUAUCGUGCCAUUACAUUUGUCGCUUCAAAAGUAUCUUGGAUAACUAGUUUGGUUAAAGAACUUCGAUUGUCAUGUCCUCGUCCUCCCAUGAUAUUCUGUGACAAUAUCAGUGUCAUUUAUCUCACUGACAUCCUGUCAUUCAUCAAAGGUCUAAUCAUAUUGAAAUUGAUUAUCAUUUUGUUCGAGAGAAGGUUGCUUGCGGACAACUUCGUGUUCAAUACAUUCCUUCCACUGAUCAAAUUGCUGAUGUGUUUACCAAAGCUCUCAUCUCCUCUCGAUUUGCUCAUAUACGGUCCAAGCUCAUUGUCUCGAACCCCGACAUGCGCUUUCCGGGGUGGUUAG
This is a messenger RNA of Solanum pennellii, 891 nucleotides long. RefSeq lists its product as uncharacterized. The coding region runs from base 1 to 891 and encodes 296 amino acids. Lineage: Eukaryota; Viridiplantae; Streptophyta; Magnoliopsida; Solanales; Solanaceae. The transcript is spliced from 2 exons. The record is from RefSeq and is a predicted model, not a curated record.